AUUCAGAGAUUUCCCCGCUAAAAACUCGCACCUUUAAAGCAACCAUUUAGUCUCAUUGUAGUAUGAAUCACUCAAUAAGUUAGCAUUUUUGUGAUUGUUUCUUCCAAAAACCCUAAAUCGGAGAGGCAAUUCAAGAAACAAUGGCUGAAGAAUGUCAAUCUCGGAGACAACUGAAUCCAUGGCUGCUUCACCUUCAAAAGCUCGCCCUUGAGCUCAAAUGCCCUCUUUGUCUUGAGUUACUGCGCCAGCCUGUUUUGCUACCCUGUGACCAUAUCUUCUGCAAUUGCUGUAUUAAGACUUCUACUAAGUUUGGAUCUGAAUGCCCUUCUUGUCAAUCCAAAUAUGCGGAUCAAGAAGUGAGGUCUGCGCCUUUCAUGGAAAGUCUUGUGAGCAUCUAUAGAAGCUUAGAUGCUACUACCGUAAACACCCUCUUUCAAGCCAUUCCUUGUGGUGGUGAAAAAAAAUUGAAUCAGUCUCCUGUCUCGGUUAAGAUAAGCUCUGUGAAUGGGACUAAGAACAAGCUUAACCAAGUGGAUGCAGAUGGAAAUUCCAGCAGUGGGACAUUUUUCCCUUUAUUAGCUAAGAACUGUGGUCGUAAUGUGCUUAAUGAUUCGGCUGAAGAGGAGAAAAUGCUAAAUAUGAUUGCGGUCAAAAGUGCAACUCCAGGAGGUGUUCAAGACAAACACAUGGAGGUGAAUGGUCUUGAUGGAUCAGUCUUUAAUGCUGAUGGUAGGGUUGCAAAUAUCCAGCACCCUGGUACGGAUGGAAGUGUAAAUCCUGAAGUGAACAAAGUGGAGGAAAUAGACAUGAAUCAGAUGGGACAACUUUCACCCACUUGCACAGAUUCGUUGGGUGAUAUGAAUGAUAACAGCUGUGAUCCAGCGAGCAGCAGGGAUGCCAAGAGACAAAAGAAAUCAAGUUCUGAACAUGGAGGUGGAGUGUGUGCAUUCUGCCAUUCUUCAGAGGUCACGGAUGAAACUGGGGAAAUGAUACAUUAUGCUAACGGGAAGUUAGUUGCUGGGAGUGUGAAACCUUUCUCCAAUGGGAUUUAUGUUCACAAGAUAUGCAUUGAUUGGACGCCUCAAGUGUAUUAUGAAGGUGACUAUAUCAGAAAUUUGGAGUCAGAAUUAGCGAGGUCUUCUAAGCUAAAAUGUACUGCAUGUGGGCUAAAAGGAGCUGGACUUGGCUGCUUUCAGAAGUCCUGCAGGAGAAGUUAUCAUGCACCUUGUGCAAUAAAGAUUUCAGGUUGCAGAUGGGACUUUGAUGACUAUUUAAUGACGUGUCCAGUUCAUAAAACUGUCAAAUUUCCGGGUGAACGGUCCAAGUUUAGAAAGUCAGCUAUUCAUAAAGCUGAAUCCAUUGCAGCCCCAAUAGCACCGAAACAAGCAAAUUUUUGGGCAUCCUCGGUUACUGGAUUAAAAGAUUGGGUGUUAUGUGGAUCUGCUUUGUCUUACGAGGAGAAGUGUUAUCUAGCAAAGUUUGCGAGCACUUGCGGUGCCACUAUUUCAAGGUCUUGGAAUCCAAAUGUCACCCAUGUGAUUGCCUCAAUUGAUGCUAAUGGUGCUUAUACAAGGACUUUGAAAGUUCUCAUGGCUAUUUUGCAUGGAAGAUGGGUCGUCACGAUGGACUGGAUCAAAGCUUGCAAGGAAAUGAACAAACCAGUAGAUGAAGAAGAGUAUGAGGCUGUCUUAGACACUCACGGCUGUUGGUAUGGCCCCAAAUCAGGCAGGCUUCAGACCUUACAAAAUGCACCAAAGCUCUUCAGUGGCAUGAAUUUUUACUUUAGUGGUGAUUUUUUUCCAGCAUACAAGGAUGACCUUCAAAAUUUGGUCACAGCAGCUGGUGGUUCUGUUGUAAAGACUAAAGAACAACUGGCCACUCUAAGUUGUGCUGGGCAGGGAUCUUCGACGACUCUAGUUGUAUACAAUGUUGAUCCAGUGCAACCAUACACCAUGGACAAAGGAAACUCUGUUGUGUUGCAGAGGCAUAGAACGGCAGAGGAAUUAGCUACAGAAUUUGGUUGCCAGGUUCUUAAGCAUAUCUGGAUUUUGGAAUCUAUUGCAGCAUGUACGUUGCACCCCUUUUUUUGAAAGAUGUAAGCUCCAAGUCACCGGAAAGGGCUGGAGACAUGCAACUUGGGAAGCCAAGAAAGACUUAGAUACAACAAGAUUGUGUGUGUCUGUUUCAAAUUUCAAAUUCUUUUCUAUAUGGAUUAGAUACAAUAAGAUUCUUAUGAACUUUCCAGAUUAUGAUGGGGCAAUAAUAUUUUAUAUUGACUUUUUAA
Daucus carota subsp. sativus is the source of this 2284-nucleotide messenger RNA. RefSeq names its product BRCA1-associated RING domain protein 1. The transcript is spliced from 12 exons. Gene Ontology annotation, molecular function: ubiquitin-protein transferase activity. Lineage: Eukaryota; Viridiplantae; Streptophyta; Magnoliopsida; Apiales; Apiaceae. Bases 141 to 2090 code for a protein of 649 amino acids. Gene Ontology annotation, biological process: positive regulation of transcription by RNA polymerase II; double-strand break repair via homologous recombination; negative regulation of fatty acid biosynthetic process. The record is from RefSeq and is a predicted model, not a curated record. Gene Ontology annotation, cellular component: BRCA1-BARD1 complex; BRCA1-A complex; plasma membrane.